Messenger RNA from Cryptococcus wingfieldii CBS 7118, 1089 nucleotides. RefSeq lists its product as hypothetical. NCBI's taxonomy places the organism in Eukaryota, Fungi, Basidiomycota, Tremellomycetes, Tremellales, Cryptococcaceae. The transcript has 5 exons. The coding region runs from base 1 to 1089 and encodes 362 amino acids. The record is from RefSeq and is a predicted model, not a curated record.
AUGGACCUCUCCAACCUCCAGUCCACCCUCCCGCCCGAUCUGGCCGACGCCCAGCGGGAUAUUGGCGACAAGUUCAGAGCCGCUGCCGCCAGCAUCGCAGCCCUCUACAAGAGCUCUUUAUCUGUGACCAAGCAAGGAUACAAUGCUGGCUACUCACAAGCUCUUAUCGACUUGCUUUCCACGGUUCAAUCUUCCAUCGGCGAAGGACAAGACUCUGCUCAGGCUCUGAGUAGGCUCAUGGAUUGGGCUGAUGCUCGACAGGCUGCGAUAUCGGCUUUUGCUGCAGACGAAGCCGAAGACACCUCUGCCCCCUCUUCCUCCCAGCCCCGCCCCCAAUUCCCCCAUCGACAGUCCCACCUCAUCCCUACCCGUCCAGCAUCGGCACCCGCCCUUGACCGCUUGGGUGCUGGCCGCCCCCCUGCAGGAAGACCAGUCUUCGGAGGAGAGGGGGAUGUUACGGUGAAUGGGAGGGUGGGGACGAGUCGGUUGAGAGGUGAAGGGGAUGCGACACCCUCGAGAAAUGGGGCUUUGUCGACAUAUCAGCCAACUCCUGCGCCCCUUCUAUCAUCUCCCCUUGAUUCCCCCUCUUCCCAUUUACUGGCGCCAACGACGAAACCCUCGCGCGGUCUCCCUAUCCGUUUCACUUCCUCUUCCUCUUCCUCCUCUUCCCUGUCCCAUCAACCACAACAUCACGCUGAAAGCUCAUCGCAAAAUCGACUUGACACACCCCCGAAUACCUUACCCUCAUCGACUUUCAACCCUUCCCUCCCGCCUCUACCUGCGGCCACGAGCGCCGAAUGGCCGAACAUGGAGGGCGCCCAAGAUGGUGCGCCAGGACAAGACUACCCCACGGGGGCGAAGCGGCCGAUAGUGGAGAGUAUGGACGUUGAGGAGCCUGCUGUCGCUGCUGUUCCCGUCGGUAUCUCUCUGGCACCGGGGUCGGCUGGCGGAGGGACGAGAACGCAGGGGAGAGCGGCAAAGAGGCGGAGUAUGGGAACGGUCAAAGAUGAUGAUGAGAAGGUUGAGAGAGGAAAGAGGGGGCGGGGUAGACAUGGGCACGGAGGGGGCGGGGCUGGUACAGGGCUUUGA